AUGGCGGAUCCUUCGCAAUUCCCCAAGGCUAUGGGCGAAGCGCCUUCCCGUCGACCCAACAUGGGCGAACAGAAGCUCACCGACAGCAAUGUACCCUCUUUGGCCCCAGACAAUGCUUGCGAUGAGCCUGCUCCCACCGCUCCUGGCGGCGCAGGCCACGCAGCCAUUGCCAAGGACUCAGAGGGCAAGAACUUUGACAAGGUGUACGGUGUUAGGCCGAAGACGUGAGCGUUCACUCGGCACUGCUACCACUCAACGCCUCCCGCUGACAUCUUUGUCCCGUCGCUUGUCCCUACGCUCGCAGUACAUGGCAGCUGAAGCCUCCCGCCACCUGGACUCUGUGGGAGUUCAUUGCUUCGCUCGAUCUCUGCCCCGAAGUCUCUUACCAAAGGAGAGCGGCGACCGAGAAGCUGCGCGGCCCGCCUCCUUACCAACCCAUGUGGCGUGAGAAUGCCUUCAUCAUCCCCACUGCCUCGAUUCCUCUGGUAAUUCACUGGGCAUGGAACAAGCUUGUGCCCGGUGAGUGACGCAUGAAUUGCCAACUCCGCGCCAGCCUCUCGCUGAACCGUGAUGCACUACCCGUGACACUACAGAGCACAAAUUGCACUUUGCACCAGGAUGGGUCUUGUACCAUCUCUCUUUCAUCCUGUUCGCAUUCCUCAUGAUCGGAAGGUUGCACAAGUACAUGGCCACCUACGGUACUUUCGACGAGCUCAACCGUGGACGAGACAUGGUCGACGACAGGCACGUCAACCACCUGGGUCGCUCCAUCUUCAUCUACACCGUCUUCCGCACUCUUGGUCCCUUCAUCUUGUCAUGGCGUGGAGAGAUGUCGAACCCGUUCGAGGGCUUGAGCAUCUAUUCUAUUCCCAAGAUCAUGGCAUUCGAGGUUGCUCUAGACUACUGGUUCUACCUCUACCACAGAUCUUGCCACGAAUUUGACAGUCUGUGGUUCAUCCACCGUCAGCACCACGCCACCAAGCACCCAACACCCAUUCUCUCCAUCUUGGCCGACGACAUUCAGGAAUGCAUCGAGAUCUUCAUCGUUCCCUUCCUCGCCUCUCUCGUCACACCCAAGAUGUCCUUCGUCGAGAUUCACUACGCCAUCUGCUACUUGCUCUACGUUGAAGCUCUCGGACACUCGGGUAUCCGCGCUUAUUGGCCUCACCCUCUUCUCGGUCUGAUGCUCCGCCCCCUCGGCAUGGAGCUUGCCGUCGAAGACCACGAUCUUCACCACCGAUUUGGCAAGUCUGGCAAGAACUACGGAAAGCAGACGCGCAUUUGGGACCGCAUCUUCGGCACCGUCGGAGAGCGUAUUGAGUGCGCUGCUCAGUACUAA
Molecule: messenger RNA, 1339 nt
Organism: Ceraceosorus bombacis
Lineage: Eukaryota; Fungi; Basidiomycota; Exobasidiomycetes; Ceraceosorales; Ceraceosoraceae
Source: the annotation of a GenBank genome assembly